AUGCCGCUAGUUUCCAACCAAGACGUGGGUGUCAAGGAACAGAAGCCUAAAGUGAUGCUGACACAGAUUCUUAUUGUUCCAGACUUUGUUGAGAAAUACUUGGAUAUUGAUACGAGACUUCGCCUCCGUAAGACCUGCAAAACCAUCCGUGAAAUUAUCAAUGAAAAACUGCUACACAUAGAUGGUCUCAACUACAAUUUCAUUGGUAAUUGUAUCGAUAUAUCUACAAAUGAAGACUUCAAGGUCCUUUACAAAAUCAUUGAAGGAGGAUUGAGAGUGAGAUACUGGGAUAGAGAGAAAGUGAUCAAUACGAAUAAUGACGAAGAAAAGGUUGAGAUAAUCCAACAGGAUUUGAUGUCGAUUCUUUGCAAUGAAAAGCUGAGAAUCGACACUUUAAGAAUCGAAAGCAAUCUGACAACUUCUUUUAAUAAGAAACCUCCGAUUGGGAUGAGAGCACUACGAAACACUUUCAUCCAAGUGCCCAACAAACGAAAUGUCCGCAAUUUGGAGUAUUUUGUUUAUGAAGUGAAUGAAGCUUUCAUAGUAACAUUGAAUACGAUAGACCCGGUGCACCUCAAAUUCCUUUACCUCAGCAUGCAAUUUCUUAAUUAUUCGCCCGGAUUUUGGGAAGAUUUGAAUAAUCUGGAACAAUGGAAACUUUUGAAAUCUUUAAUUGUUCGUUGUCCGCAACUAACGGUAUCGGACAUUACAAGAUUCUUCACCCAUUUUGAGAAUGCUCAUUUGAAGAUUCGCAGUUUUUACGGUUUGUUGGACUUCACGCUUAUACACAAUUCUGUAAUGGAGCUUAAAAAUAAACUACUUCAAAAUUUCAAUCUGAAACAGUUGAAAAUUCGAGUGGACAUGGAGAUUCGCGAUUCUGACUUCGAGAAUAUUAAAGCAAGUCUCCAACAAUACAACACCAACAAUACACCGUAUCCGUUCUGGUUUAGUAUUCCAUACCCGGAUUCUGAUAAGAAAUUGGAAUUGUUGGUGGAGACGAAGAUGAUAUGGUUCAAGGGACCGUGUUAUGUGGAGGGAGAAGAAGACACUGAGGAAGAAGAAGUUGAAGAUGAGAUGCUACCGCUAAUCCCUUUGAAUUUUAACGAUUUUUAA
This is a messenger RNA of Caenorhabditis remanei, 1113 nucleotides long. RefSeq lists its product as uncharacterized. The coding region runs from base 1 to 1113 and encodes 370 amino acids. The record is from RefSeq and is a predicted model, not a curated record. The transcript is spliced from 3 exons. NCBI's taxonomy places the organism in Eukaryota, Metazoa, Nematoda, Chromadorea, Rhabditida, Rhabditidae.